Daucus carota subsp. sativus is the source of this 1226-nucleotide messenger RNA. Its product is annotated as GDSL esterase/lipase At1g71250-like. The record is from RefSeq and is a predicted model, not a curated record. NCBI's taxonomy places the organism in Eukaryota, Viridiplantae, Streptophyta, Magnoliopsida, Apiales, Apiaceae. Bases 97 to 1185 code for a protein of 362 amino acids. Gene Ontology annotation, molecular function: hydrolase activity, acting on ester bonds. The transcript has 5 exons.
UUACAAGGGUUCCUAAAAAGUUUGAUAUAUGUACCAUGACCUGCAUUGAUCUUCCAGAGAAAGCCAGCUACAGAGAAAGAAGGCAUUUAUACAGAAAUGUUGACACUGCUGGUACUGAUUGUUUCUUCACUUGUGAUUGUUUCCGGAAAUGUGGAAACUGCAUCACCACAAUUCUCAGCAAUGUUUGCAUUCGGAGACUCAUUAACUGAUCCAGGCAAUAACAAUUACCUUACCUCGUUGGCCAAAGCAAAUUACGUGCCCUAUGGCGUUGAUUUCUAUCAAGGCCAGCCCUCUGGUAGAUUCUGUAAUGGAAAAACUGUCAUAGACUUGCUCGGAGAAUUGUUGGGACUUCCGCUUCUUCCAGCAUAUGCAGAUCCAUUAGCCACCGGGCAAAACAUUCUUAAGGGGGUCUGUUUUGCCUCAGCUGCUGCAGGCAUCCUCGACGAGUCAGGACAGAAUCUAGGUGAACGAUUCAGCUUUAGGCUCCAGGUCCAAAACUUCGAGAGCAUCUUAAAUCAAUUAAAGAAUGUUAUGGAUGAUCAGGAGCUUACAAAAUAUUUGAGGUCAUCUUUAGCAGUAGUGAUUCUCGGUAGCAAUGAUUACCUUAAUAACUAUCUGCUGCCUUCUUUAUAUGCCUCUAGCUACAUCUACAAUCCUGCAGAUUAUGCCGAUCUCCUCAUAAAGCACUACACAAGGCAUAUCCUAGCACUUUACAGUCUAGGACUGAGGAAAUUUUUCCUGGUCGGAAUUGGACAACUUGGUUGCAUUCCUAAUCAGCUAGCCACCAGCCGACCUCCACCGGGGAAGUGUGUAUCUUCUGUAAAUGACAUGGUCGGACAGUUCAACAUACAACUUCGAUCAUUAAUUGAUCAGCUAAACAAGAGCCACCUUGAUGCAAUCUUUGUUUAUGGCAACACAUACGGUGCAUUUGGCGAUAUUCUAAAAAAUCCUCAUGCCUACGGAUUUACUGUUACGGAUGAGGGGUGUUGUGGCAUAGGAAGAAACAGAGGGCAAAUAACGUGUCUUCCAUUAACAAUACCUUGCAUGAACAGGAAAGAACAUGUGUUUUGGGAUGCAUUUCAUCCGACUGAGGCUGUGAAUCGAAUUCUGGCUACAAGGGCUUACUCAGGACCUCCUGAUGACUGUUAUCCAAUCAAUGUACAACAAAUGGCAGACUAUCGUUAACUUCUGCUAAUAUGUGAUUAUCGAGUAUCAAAUUUUUUUUA